Molecule: messenger RNA, 3665 nt
Organism: Pseudophryne corroboree (corroboree frog)
Lineage: Eukaryota; Metazoa; Chordata; Amphibia; Anura; Myobatrachidae
Gene: MAMDC4
Product: MAM domain containing 4
Exons: 29
Coding region: 1-3489 (1162 amino acids)
Cellular component (GO): membrane
Molecular function (GO): protein binding
Source: RefSeq, a predicted model, not a curated record
AUGCCCAAAGUGUGGCCAGUGUCUACGUUACCACUAAUUGGUGUCGCAGCUACUUCUGCUGCCUCUUCAACCUGUGACAGCCCCAUCCAGAGCCGCUGUAACUUUGUAUGUGACUGCUGGGAUUGCUCCGAUGAGCGGUACUGUGGUUACCACCGAGCCUCGCCGGCUUGGGGGGUGCCCUUCAGCUGUGACUUUGAGCAUGACGACUGCGGCUGGAAAGACAUCAGUACAUCCAACUUCCGAUGGGUGAGAGACCGCCGGAGUUCUUCCAUGUGGCAGUCCCAACCCCACUCCGAUCACACCCUGAAGAACAAAUGGGGUUGGCUGAUGGCAGCAGAAGGUGAAAGCUGGAAAUCUGCCGUAUCUGCGCGUCUCCAGUCUCCGGUACUGAGGAAUGCAGCCGCUACCUGCGAGAUCCACAUCCAUUACCGCAUGUUUACUGCAAACUCUCCUUAUGUGAAUGGGAGCCUCUCCGUGCAGCUGACAGACAGCACCCAGACAUACAACCUGUGGGAAAGCAACCGGCGCAGUGUGUUGUCAUGGAGACGAGCGGUCAUGUUCAUCGGCAGGAUCACCGGGGAAUUCCAGGUUACAGUGACGGCAUCACAUGACGCUCUCAGCUUGGGAAACAUUGCUUUGGAUGACUUGGAGUUCCGCCACUGUGCUCUUUCAGGUCCACAGGCAGAGUGUGCAGCCGGACAGUUCCACUGUGAUUCUGGCAGCUGCGUGGAUGACGGUGUCCGCUGUGAUGGGACUGAUGAUUGUGGUGAUAAGUCUGAUGAGAGCAGUUGUGAGGGAUUCCAGACCUGCAGCUUUACACAGGACUCUUGUUUCUGGAAUACAUCUACAUGGGAAAGGGUUAAUGGAUCUGACUCCAAGCCUGACAGAGAUCACACGACAAACAGCCAAUCAGGUUAUUUUUUGCGAGCUUUACAGAAAACUACAAGCAGCCUAAUCAGCCCCCAGCUGCAGGAAAACGACACCCAGCCGUGCUAUGUCGUGUUCUAUUACCUCCUGGAUGGCUCCAGCUCUGGCUCACUGGUCGUCAAGUUCCGAACCCCUCUAAAUAAUAAUGGAGACCAAAUACUAUUAGAAAGAAAAGGACAGAGGGGCUCCGUGUGGCUCAGAGAGAAGGUCCAUUUCCCUCAUUCCAAUGACUUCCAUAUCAUCAUUGAGGGAAACAUUGGAGAAGAGCAGACAACUGUUGCUCUUGACGAUAUUACUCUGUCUCCUGGAUGUAUAUUGCAGGAGGGAAAUAAUGAGAGCAUCAGUUCGAAUAUAUCAGCAUCCACUCCUGAGGGGACGAUCAGCGGUGUGAGAGAAGUGUGCACCAAUGUACCAGAAAAAUUUGAUUUUGAGAAGGAUGGCCAAGGAUGGACUGAUGUCAGCAUUGGGGGGAUAAGAUGGGGGCCUGACCAGGAAGGCAUGAAGGGCUUCUACCUGGUCGUGCUGAAAGCAGAAGGGAAUUUGAAGACUUUUGCAGAGAUUCAGAGCCCCUUGCUGUGCCCUACAGGACCUGCGUGUGCUCUGAACCUGACCUAUUACCUUCACAGUGGCCCUGCAGGCUUCCUCAGUCUGCGCGUGUGGGACCCAGAACUGGAGGCGCAUGCACACAUCUGGAACAGCCAGGGAGAGAGGAGCACGAGCUGGCAGUCCGUCAUCAUCCCUCUGGGACAGAGACUGCAACCGUUCCAGUUAGUGCUGGAUGGGGCUGUGGAUCCCCAACCUAGAGAAGGAAAAUGGAGUGCUGUAGUGGAUGAAAUACAGUUUCUACGCUGCGGAAAUGAACUGGUCACUGAAUCAGAGUCUGUGACUUGUAAUUUUGAGACUGGACUUUGCGGCUGGUACCAAGAUCUGAUGGAGGAGAUAGACUGGGAGAUUGGAACAUUAUCUGACCACACGACCGGACAAGGUCGUUACAUGUAUGUGGACGGUGAGUCUCGUAUGGAUCAUGGUACAAGAGCACGCCUGAUAUCCUAUGCACAGAACGCCUCCCCACAGGACCGGUGCCUGUCGUUUUACCAUCGAAUGUUUGGCCCCGAUACAGGUACUUUGAACCUGUUCAGUAAAUAUGAAGGGGAAGAGGAGAAGCUGAUUUGGGCAAGCGUUGGUACUCAUGGGAAUCGUUGGCACCACGAAUCUGUAACUCUGACCAACAAGAAAUAUCAGCUGGUGUUUGAGGCAGUGCGCGACGGCUCUGUGGGGCACAUUGCUAUUGAUGAUGUCACCGUCACCCCCGGACCCUGUGCCGCUCCCAGGCGUUGCUCUUUUGAGGCUGGAACCUGUGGCUUCACCUCCGAGGGAAAGUACAAAUGGACCUUACAUCAGAACCUUCACUUCAACCGCCAGGAGGGCCCUUCUCACGAUCACACAUUGCAGAGCGUCACAGGACACUCCAUGAUGAUAGAUACCAGCGCCACCUACCUGCCACAGAAGACGUCUGCUCUUCUGGCAUCAAGUGGGUACACUGCCCAGCCAGACGAGGGGUGCAUGAACUUCUGGUACCAGAUGGGGGGUGCUGACCCUGGAACGCUGAUCGUCUACAUUGAGGAGGACAAUGGGAAGAAGAAAGUAAAGAGGGAACUCUUGAGGACCAGUAGCACACAGCGAGAGAGCUGGUACCACGGGAAGGCGUCGCUCCAGUCUGAGAAGCAAUGGGCGCUUGUGUUUGAAGCGGUGGGCGCCGGCGGAGACCACUCCUAUAUCGCUGUGGAUGAUAUUCACAUCAACCAUCACCGCUGUCAUGAAGCAGUGUCCUGUGACUUUGAAUGGGGGUCAUGCGCAUGGAGCAAUAUUCGGAUCCCCCUUAUGGACACCUAUGACUGGGACUGGACAAACGGAGACGCUCUAAACAGACCGAGAUUAGCCCCGGAAAAGGAUCACAGCGUUGGUAGCUCAGAAGGACAUUACGCCUUUGUGGACACUGGCACUCUGCACACUGAAGGAACUUCUGCCUGGCUCAUCAGUGAGCACCUACCAGAGACCGCCGGAUCCUGCUUCAGCUUCUGGUACCGGACGGACUCCCCGGAUCAUUUCCACCUGGGGGAGCUGGUGCUAUAUGUGACCGGGGCUCAAGGGCUGAUGCUGGUGUGGGCGUUGCACGGUUUCCAUAGCAAUGAUUGGCAGGAACAUCAGAUACAGCUCAACAGCACCGCAGAGUUCCAGAUCGUAUUUGAGGCAUCAAAGGGUUCCCGGCCGCACUCGGCCAUUGUCUCGCUGGAUGAUGUGAAGUACACCCCUGACGCGCUAUGUAAUGCGGAACAGGAGAAGACGGCAGGUAAAAAUAAUUCAGGAACCAUCUGGGCGAUAGUCAUCGGUGUGAUCAUCGCAUUGCUGGUCAUAGUAUUGGGAUAUCUUCUGUACCGGAGACGCAAGAGGAACCUGGAGAGCGCUCCACCACUGCCGGGGCGAUCCGAGGGAAUAGAGGGUUUUGAUAAUGUGGUGUUUGAAGAGAAUGAAGACGAUGUGUCCAUCACCUCUGGCAGAUGACUACAGAGUAACUAGGUCGGCUGCCAAGAUCGUAAAAUUCCAGGGAUCUACUGCCUGACAAGGGGACAAGGAUUCUGCCACUCACUGCCAGAACGGUUCUUAGACACCCACCCAUAACACCCCAUCCUGGUUGUACAGUCCCCAAAUCCUUCAGAAAUAAAAUAUACCCACAUGAA